UUGCUGAGAAGUGUAAGUUAGCUUGUCAGACAUGAGUCAGUUCUUGGGUCGUCAGGACUGCAUCGAGAGCCUCCGAAGAGACGUGGUCGACCUUCAAGGUGCGAUUCUGGACGUGUUUUCCAGAACCGGACCGGUCCACUUCUCCUCCUGGAAGUACCCGGAUAAACUGUCCUGUAAUCUGGACAUGGGGGCUCUGCUGGAGGAGUACGACUUUGUGGAUGGAGAGGACGCCUUCAAUCAGCACUCCCACAUUGUGUUAUUGGAGCUGGUGAUUGACAGACUACUGCUUCUUCUACAAAGCUUCAGUGCUUAUGUUGAGCAAAUGAGGUGCAGCCACAGGAGAGAACAAACCCAGCAGAAAGGAUGCCUGUCAGUCGGUCUUGUAGUCAGAAGCUAUUGGAGUAAUUUAGUUCAAUUUGCCAACAUUAAGGGAUCCUACAAUGACAUUAAGAAACAGACAAAAGCAAAGACAUCUGACUGUAAUGGGACAGAGACGGUGUCAUCGGUCUCCCCCCAAAUGAGCACAAGCGGAAGUUGCUUUUCUGCGUGGUCCUCAACAAGCUCCUUAAUGUUUUUGCCACAGAAUCAUCAUCACAACACCCCAUGCCAUCCUAAAGUUGACAACCACAAUGUAAGCUGCCAGACCAUUGAAUCAUCCCUUGUCCCCUGCAAUACAUGCCACCAAGUGCAAUCCACUUUGAUAAAAACAGGACACGCUUUGGUGGAAUUGCUGCAGAGCGAGAGCCUGCCCUCAUCUCUGCAGCCACUCUUAGAAGCUGUGGAGGACACCUUGGAGCCGGGACAUAUGACGGCAGGCGAUGUUGCCCAGUGGGCCAGUGAGCAACUCAGAGACAUGCGCCGGCUGGCAAAACAUCUUCAGGAUGUGCGGGGUACUGUGCAGCCUCUUAAGGAUAGACUAGCGGCGGCAGAAGCAGAGCGGGAGAGGUUCAGGUCUCAGCUGGAAAGAACACAGAAAGAGUUCAAGGAAAAGGUGGAGAAACACCAAGUGAACAUAGUCCAGCUGGAGUUUUCACUGAGUAAAGCAAAGAGAUCAGAGAAAGAAACAGAGCAAAGGCUACAAGAGGAACAACGACAACUCAAGAGAGAAACAUUGUGCUUGGAGGAGAGUAAUUCCAGACUGAAAGAGAAAGUAGCAGUACAGCAGGAUGCAUUAGAAGCACUUGAACGUGAAGCCAAUGUGCUGCAGGAGAAAGUGAGGACCUUGCACACAGAGGAAGAGGCCUGUUGUAAACUACAGCAAAGGAUCCAGCAGUUAGAGAGUCAGAUCUCCGAAACUCAACUCCGUCUUGAAAAAGAAAACGCCAAGUACCACAGCGCUUGUCGUCAGCAAGAGUCAAUGCAGGCAAAGCAGAAGUCUUUGUUAGAGAGAGUCGACGCUCUCGACGAAGAGUGUGAAGAGCUGCAGGGGCAGCUGGGAGAGAGCGAGGAGAGACAGAUCGACCUUCACAAUGAGCUGCAACAGAUGUCAGAGGAAAAAGAGCAGAUGCAGGCUCAGCUCUCUCAGCAGCAGGACCUGUGUCUGGGGCUCCAAAAGGAGAAGCAGACACAGGAAACACACAUAGGCGAGCUGAAGAGCAGCGUGACUGAGCUGAAGGAAUACGUCCAUGCUUUAAGGGAGAGGGAGAGGCUGUUGGUGGCGUUCCCAGAGCUCAGCCCUCUGGUUCAGGCCCAACCACAGAGUACAGGAAAUGUGCUUUUGGAUAUGGAGCGACAAUUGCAGGCAAAUAACAUUCGUAUGAAAGUUCUGGAGCAGGAAAACACUACCCUGUACGCCAGCCUUGUGAAACUGAGGGAAAGAGCACAAAACAAUGCCACCAGGGAAGCCUCACCUCAGCAGACAUGGAGCCUCUCUCUGCCCGGCACACCAGUAGAAAAGCAACAGAAUAACCUGGCACAAAUGCAAAGGAGUCCAUUGCAGAGCAGCAGUGCGACUGGGCUGGGAUACAUUAACAGAGGGAGGGAAGUAAAGCGAGGGGAAAGUGGUCUGGAGUCAGCCGGGUCAGAGGAUCGUGUGUCCACUGCCUCCGCCUCCCCCGCCUCCCCCUCGUCCCUACAACUCCAUCUUCAAACCCUCCACCUCAACACUGCCGCUAAAAGCCACACAAAAACCCGCAGUGGUUUUCUCCUCUCUCACUCCAGAGGCUCGAAUCAGAGGAAAAAAACGAAACCCUGAAUGCGUAAAUGCACUCAAACAGAAGACACUCUUGCAGUUGGAGAGAGAAAGAACAUAGCUCUGUUUAAGGAUAUUCGGCAACAACCACACGACUCAUAAAAGGCACAAUCCCUACAUUAUGUAAUAAUGUCUUAUUGUACAUUAUAGCACACUAACACUAAUGCUUUUGUACUUUUACAUUGUCACUGCCUCCACUUAUGACAGUGGAUUACCGCUGUCAUUUAUUCAACAUAACAUUUCUCAUUAUGUUACGUUGAAUAUAUAUAUAAUAAACUGAUAUAUAUAUA
This is a messenger RNA of Sebastes umbrosus (honeycomb rockfish), 2481 nucleotides long. RefSeq names its product coiled-coil domain containing 157 (gene ccdc157). The transcript has 10 exons. Lineage: Eukaryota; Metazoa; Chordata; Actinopteri; Perciformes; Sebastidae. The record is from RefSeq and is a predicted model, not a curated record. The coding region runs from base 32 to 2194 and encodes 720 amino acids.